UUCAUUCCCUUCUGCGUAGCUACGCUAGAGUGUGUUCCGGAGCCUCGGCACACAUUUUAUUAUCAAAAAAAAAACACAAAAAAAAUAUAUAAAAUAAAUAAACACAAGGGAAGAUUAUUUUUUUGUAAGAAAAAGAAAAACUCGGUGAAGCAGGACUAACAAGUAACCCGUCGAAAAUAGGACGAGAUUUCGGAAGAGAAGGUCAUUUUGUUCCAUUUGAUAACAUUGUUGGAAAGGCGUGGGGUGAUUUCAUAUUAAUAGUUAACCGAGACAUUUUAUUCUUAUUUUUUAUUAGCUAGAAGCUAACGUAGCAGGGGAUUUUUGUUGUUGUUGUCGAUAUCGCAUCUGUUAUUAUAGUAACGUUAACUAGUCGUAGUUUAAGACAUAUUGUAGCUACUAGGUAACUUUUGUUGUAAUUUAUUUCCUCCAGAAGGUAACGUUAGCUCGCUAUAGACACCAGGUAGCAGCCAGCCGGCCCGCAUUGCUUAUUUUGGGGCCUAAAGUGCGAAGUAGUUAAACGUCCAAAACAUUUUUUUAAUUUUAUUUUUUUUAGCAAGCAACAAAUCUUCGGUGUCAUAAGACACUAUUUCACAGACGUUAACCUGACAACGUAACGUGUUUAUUACCCUCCCGUAUUAUUUAAAAAAACCAACCAAAAACCCCGAUCCGGUAGACAUGAAUCCAAGCGCCCCCAGUUACCCGAUGGCCUCCCUCUACGUGGGCGACCUGCACCAGGAUAUCACCGAGGCCAUGCUGUACGAGAAGUUCAGCCCCGCCGGGCCCAUCCUCUCCAUUCGAGUCUGCAGGGACAUGAUCACCCGUCGAUCCCUCGGAUAUGCCUACGUUAACUUCCAACAACCAGCCGAUGCUGAACGUGCCCUGGACACCAUGAACUUCGACGUCAUCAAAGGGAGACCUCUGCGUAUCAUGUGGUCUCAGCGUGACCCUUCCCUGAGGAAGAGUGGGGUGGGCAACAUCUUCAUCAAGAACCUGGACAAGUCCAUUGAUAACAAGGCCCUCUAUGACACCUUCUCAGCGUUCGGAAACAUCCUAUCGUGCAAGGUGGUUUGUGAUGAGAAUGGCUCAAAGGGCUAUGGCUUUGUGCAUUUUGAGACCCAGGAGGCGGCUGAAAGAGCCAUUGAGAAAAUGAACGGCAUGCUGCUCAAUGACAGAAAAGUGUUCGUCGGACGCUUCAAAUCCCGCAAAGAGCGCGAGGCUGAGCUUGGAGCCAGAGCCAGAGAGUUCACCAACGUGUACAUCAAGAACUUCGGAGAGGACAUGGACGACGAGAAGCUGAGGGAGCUGUUCGGGAAAUAUGUUCCAGGACCGGCCCUGAGCAUCAGGGUGAUGACGGACGACAGCGGGAAGUCCCGGGGGUUCGGCUUCGUCAGCUUUGAGAGGCACGAGGAUGCUCAGAGGGCUGUAGACGAGAUGAACGGGAAGGAUUUUAACGGCCGCCAGGUCUACGUGGGCCGAGCCCAGAAGAAGGGAGAGCGCCAGACGGAGUUGAAACGCAAGUUUGAACAGAUGAAGCAGGACCGUAUGACCCGCUACCAGGGGGUCAACCUGUACGUCAAGAAUCUGGACGAUGGCCUCGACGACGAGCGUCUGAGGAAGGAGUUCUCUCCUUUCGGUACCAUCACCAGCGCCAAGGUGAUGAUGGAAGGUGGUCGCAGCAAGGGCUUCGGUUUCGUGUGCUUCUCCUCCCCGGAGGAGGCCACCAAGGCCGUGACUGAGAUGAACGGGCGCAUCGUGGCCACCAAGCCUCUGUACGUGGCGCUGGCCCAGAGGAAAGAGGAGCGCCAGGCUCACCUCACCAACCAGUACAUGCAGAGGAUGGCCACCGUCCGGCCCGUACCCAACCCAGUCCUCAACCCCUACCAGCCUGCCCCUCCCUCCGGGUACUUCAUGGCUGCCAUCCCCCAGACUCAGAACCGCGCUGCCUACUACUCCACCAAUCAGCUGGCUCAGCUGAGACCAGGCCCACGCUGGGCCACCCAGGGUGUCCGACCACAACACUUCCAGAACAUGCCCAACGCCAUGCGUCCGUCCGCCCCCAGGCCGCAGACCUUCGGUGCCAUGAGGCCCUCGUCCUCCCAGGUGCCACGCAUGAUGGCCGGCCAGAGAAUGGCCACCCAGGCCCUGGGCCAGCGUCCUGCCGGUGCGGCGGCUGCUGCAGCCCCGGUGAGGAUGCCUCAGUACAAGUAUGCAGCAGGCGUGAGGAACCCCCAGCAGCACAUGGCCAGCCAGCCCCAGGUGCCCAUGCAGCAGCCGGCUGUCCACGUCCAGGGACAGGAGCCUCUGACGGCCUCCAUGCUGGCGGCUGCUCCUCCUCAGGAACAGAAGCAGAUGUUGGGUGAGUCUCCGGGUCACGUCUCGUUUUACUGACCUUCCCGUCUCCUUCAGUUAAAGGUGCUUUCUCUGCAUUGGAAGGUCAGGAAGAUGUCUGUAGUAAUAGUGGAAUGAUAGAGUUUCAUAAUGUUACUUAACCGGGCGGCGUUGUGGAUUGGCUGAUUUUCGCCUGUUGAUUUCUCCCAGCCAUUUCCCGGUUGCUAAAAUUCGAAUAUUUUGGUUAACUUCAGUUUUAUGUGAUAAAAUAAAUCAGUCAUUGUGUAGAGAAUCAUUGUUCUGUCUAAAACCGCGGUGAAAUAUCUUUGCAAUCAUAAAAUAUUGUCUUUUCAGUUAUUUGAAGCUGGUGCACAAAAAAACGAAAGUUAAAAAAACAACUUAAGAACAGGAAGUAAAGAAAUAGCAACAUAGAUCAUAUCUACCUCUUCUUAGACUUGCUUUCGAUGAGAAUGCCAGAUCUAUAACGGCCAUUUCUAUGUGAAUCUGGUUUUGUCGUCCAAAGAGUUACACACCGUCUGCAGCUUCUUCUUUAAACGAGGAUCAACCUUUUUAUGUGCUCUUUGUCAAUGAUGCAUUCAGUAACAAUGUCUGAACUUAUGAAUUUCAGUGAUUCUUAUUUAUUAACUGAGACAAAGAGCCCAACCUAUCCGUCAUGAACCACUGAAGAAGUAGCAUCUGUUGUUCUGACUGCUGGCCCUGCUGAGCCUUUUUCUGGGUCCUUUUGCUGAAUCCUCCCCUCCCCAUUCUCCAGGCGAGCGUCUGUUCCCUCUCAUC
Oncorhynchus tshawytscha (Chinook salmon) is the source of this 3123-nucleotide messenger RNA. RefSeq names its product polyadenylate-binding protein 1A. NCBI's taxonomy places the organism in Eukaryota, Metazoa, Chordata, Actinopteri, Salmoniformes, Salmonidae. The transcript is spliced from 10 exons. The record is from RefSeq and is a predicted model, not a curated record. Gene Ontology annotation, cellular component: ribonucleoprotein complex. The coding region runs from base 676 to 2388 and encodes 570 amino acids. Gene Ontology annotation, molecular function: RNA binding.